AUGAUGACCAUGACUACGAUGGCUGACGGCUUGGAAGGCCAGGACUCGUCCAAAUCCGCCUUCAUGGAGUUCGGGCAGCAGCAGCAGCAGCAGCAGCAGCAGCAGCAGCAGCAGCAACAGCAGCCGCCGCCGCCGCCGCCGCCGCCGCCACAGCCGCACUCGCAGCAGAGCUCCCCGGCCAUGGCAGGCGCGCAUUACCCUCUGCACUGCCUGCACUCGGCGGCGGCGGCGGCGGCGGCGGCCGGCUCGCACCACCACCACCACCAGCACCACCACCACGGCUCGCCCUACGCGUCGGGCGGCGGCAACUCCUACAACCACCGCUCGCUCGCCGCCUACCCGUACAUGAGCCACUCGCAGCACAGCCCUUACCUCCAGUCCUACCACAACAGCAGCGCGGCCGCCCAGACGCGAGGGGACGACACAGAUCAACAAAAAACCACAGUGAUUGAAAACGGGGAAAUCCGGUUCAAUGGAAAAGGGAAAAAGAUUCGGAAGCCUCGGACCAUUUAUUCCAGCCUGCAGCUCCAGGCUUUAAACCAUCGCUUUCAGCAAACUCAGUACCUGGCCCUUCCCGAGAGAGCUGAACUGGCAGCUUCCUUAGGACUGACACAAACACAGGUGAAGAUAUGGUUUCAGAACAAACGCUCUAAGUUUAAGAAAUUGCUGAAGCAGGGCAGUAACCCGCAUGAGAGCGACCCUCUCCCGGGCUCAGCGGCCCUGUCGCCGCGCUCGCCGGCGCUGCCUCCAGUGUGGGACGUUUCUGCCUCAGCUAAGGGCGUCAGUAUGCCCCCCAACAGCUACAUGCCCGGCUAUUCGCAUUGGUACUCCUCUCCACACCAGGACACGAUGCAGAGACCGCAGAUGAUGUGAGUUGUCUGGGGGAAAUUGAUACCCUAGGGAAACGUCUGAACAAGGCAAGGAGUCAUGCAGGACCUGCUUGCAUCUGCCAAACCCAGCCAAAGGAGCAGGCUCGGGAGAACUCUUCCGGGUAGCAAGACAGUCUGGGCGCUUGCUCGCUCUCUUGCUCUCUCUCUCU
Messenger RNA from Neomonachus schauinslandi (Hawaiian monk seal), 1039 nucleotides. It is a transcript of the gene DLX6, whose product is annotated as distal-less homeobox 6. Gene Ontology annotation, biological process: cell differentiation; embryo development; regulation of transcription by RNA polymerase II. The transcript has 3 exons. Gene Ontology annotation, molecular function: RNA polymerase II cis-regulatory region sequence-specific DNA binding; DNA-binding transcription factor activity, RNA polymerase II-specific. The coding region runs from base 1 to 873 and encodes 290 amino acids. The record is from RefSeq and is a predicted model, not a curated record. NCBI's taxonomy places the organism in Eukaryota, Metazoa, Chordata, Mammalia, Carnivora, Phocidae.